AUGGGUGACCACGCUACCAUCAACGACACCUCCGCUACCGAGGCUACCUUUGCCGACAAGGGCAAGGGCAAGGCCAAGGACCCCGAGCUGAGCAUGGAGGAGGACAGCGACUCCGAGUCUGAGAACGGUGAUGAGAUGGUAAGUACCUUGCGCAUUACCCAUCGCCUUGAGAUUGUUGCCUUUGCUGCCAUCAUGACCACCUUACUGACCUGUUGCAAUAGAAUGACAAUGGUACACAACCCCUCCUCUCCCCCCACUUGCAUCCUACCACCGUCACUGCCUAUUUUACCGUGUCGUCACAACCCAAUGGUUGAAACGCGCCUUGGCUCUGGCCGUCGCGACACCUCAACACCCUCCACCAACUCUCCCCUCCUCCCAAAUCUAUUCAUCACUAAUAUCCAACCCACAGACGACGAGGACGUUGAAGACAACCUGGAACCCAUCUCCGAAUCCAACAUCAUCUCCGGUGGCCGCCGCACCCGUGGCAAGACCAUUGACUGGGAAGAAGUCCGCAACAAGAACUCCGACGAGAUGGAGGAGGACGAAGAUGAUGACGAGGACUACCAUGGCGGCGGCGAUGACGACCAGAUGCGCGACUAA
Messenger RNA from Penicillium daleae, 600 nucleotides. RefSeq names its product histone H2A.Z-specific chaperone CHZ1. Lineage: Eukaryota; Fungi; Ascomycota; Eurotiomycetes; Eurotiales; Aspergillaceae. The transcript has a single exon. The record is from RefSeq and is a predicted model, not a curated record. The coding region runs from base 1 to 600 and encodes 199 amino acids.